AUGAAAAAGGAAGAAGGUCCGGGAUGGAAGAACUUCAUACCCAUCACAAAGUGGUUACCAAGUUAUGAUGUAAAGCAGAAUCUGAUUAAUGACAUCAUUGGUGGCAUCACAGUUGGAAUACUUCACGUUCCACAGGGUAUGGCAUACGCUUCAUUAGUCGGUUUGAAACCAGUCUAUGGAUUGUAUACCUCUCUUUUCCCAUCUCUCAUCUAUAUGUUUUUUGGAACGAGCAGACACGUUUCUCUAGGUGUAUUUGCGGUGGUCAGUUUGAUGUGCGGGUCGUGUAAUUUACGAGUAACCCAAGAACUCGUGGCAAGCAGCGGGUCGAACUUGACCAAAGCAGAAAUUGAAGGAAUUUCGGUGGAUGUUGUGAAGUCAUUGGGGUUGGCCAUAGGCAUAAUUCAAAUCAUCAUGGGUCUCGUCAAAGCGGAUUAUCUCAUUUCAUAUUUAUCGGACCAGAUCAUUCUGGGUUUUACGACAGGCGCAGCAGUACACGUUUUGACAGCUCAACUGAAUAAAAUUCUCGGAGUCGCAUUGCCACGUCAUACUGGAAUAGGAAAACUUUUUUAUAUCUAUACUGAUUUGAUAAACGCAAUACUGGAAGAUAAAGUGAACAAGAUCACUUUGACAGCUUCUAUUGUGGCCAUCCUAAUUUUGUAUAUUGCGAAAUAUCACCUCACCCCAGCUUUAUGUGCCAAGACUCGAAUUCCAAUACCUUAUGAUCUUUUCUUAAUUGUCGUGGGAACAGCUGUCUCGAGUUUCUUUGCGGUCAAUACGAAUUAUCAUGUGAAGAUUGUUGGACACAUUCCUACUGGAUUUCCAUCACCAGCGGUGCCAGAUGUGAAAUUAUUCUGGAAAGUGAUUGGUGACGCUGUGGCUAUAGCAAUUGUCUCGGUGGUAGUUACAGUAUCCAUGGGAAAAGUAAUAGCCAAGAAGCACAAUUACGUUAUAGAUGUCAGACAAGAAUUUUUUGCUCUUGGAAUAGUUGCUUCCUUCUGUUCAAUGUUUCCUUGUUGGCCUGCUUCCACAGCUUUGGCUAGAACUUUAAUCAAUGAUAAUGCAGGAACCAAAACACAGAUCUCAGCAAUAUUUGCAGCAUCGGUAUUGACAUUGGUUCUUUUUUUCAUUGGACCACUCUUGGAGCAUUUGCCAACGUGUUUCCUCUCAUGCAUUGUUAUUGUUGCACUGCGAGGAAUGUUCCUACACCUUCAAAACUUUGUGACUCUUUGGAAAGUUUCUAAAUAUGAUUGGGCAAUAUUCUCAAUCACGUUCUUCUCAACAGCGUUUCUAGAUGUUGUCCCAGGUCUAUUAAUUGGAACAGUCUCAGCAAUAUUGUUUUCUAUUCUAAGAAUACAGAGAUCAAGUCCUACACUUCUGGAAAAUGAUGAGUGCGAGUCUGGAGAAACGAGUGUGCUCUUUUUUGCAUCGUCACUUUUCUAUUUCAAUUGCGAGCGAUUUGAAAAGAAAGUUCAUAAAAUAGUGGCAGACUUGACUGGAGAACAAGCUUUGCAGGAGCAGGCGGAAAAUAUUCCAAUGUUGCCAGAAAAAGUUAGGGAGAGAGUUCUGAUUUUCGACAUGCGUGGAGUUUCCAAUAUUGAUCUUUCUGGUGCAAAUACAUUGAUUAAAAUUAGUCAGGAACUGAAAGCAAAACACAUUAUUUUAAAAAUAAGAGAUCCAAGUGAAAACGUCUCGUCCUUCCUAAGCGGAGUCCCGAAUACGGAUAAUCUUUUCGAAUCAUGA
This is a messenger RNA of Caenorhabditis remanei, 1740 nucleotides long. RefSeq lists its product as uncharacterized. The record is from RefSeq and is a predicted model, not a curated record. The transcript has 15 exons. Bases 1 to 1740 code for a protein of 579 amino acids. Gene Ontology annotation, cellular component: membrane. Lineage: Eukaryota; Metazoa; Nematoda; Chromadorea; Rhabditida; Rhabditidae. Gene Ontology annotation, molecular function: bicarbonate transmembrane transporter activity; oxalate transmembrane transporter activity; secondary active sulfate transmembrane transporter activity. Gene Ontology annotation, biological process: transmembrane transport.